Alternaria alternata is the source of this 1486-nucleotide messenger RNA. RefSeq lists its product as hypothetical. Lineage: Eukaryota; Fungi; Ascomycota; Dothideomycetes; Pleosporales; Pleosporaceae. The record is from RefSeq and is a predicted model, not a curated record. The coding region runs from base 181 to 1344 and encodes 387 amino acids. The transcript is spliced from 2 exons.
AACGCCGUGCCGCUGUGACAGCGCCAACUUGUCACUUCACCCUUUUACCUGUUGUCAACUCUUCUUGUCUUCUGUUUUAUUCUUUUUACCCUUUUCUACCAUUCGAAGCGACCGCGACCUUUCGAUAUACGAUAUAUUCAGACAAUUUAAGGAACAGGCUUUACAGAGGACAUCGACAAGAUGACGGUCCUCGUCGAGCUCGCUCGUCGCGCCGUGUCGCACCCGCAGGCGUCUUCGUUCGUCAAGCGCGCCUUAGGACGUCCUGAACCAAUGUCAAGGCCUGGAGACAUGUCUAUCAGCAUCUGGCAGGUUGUUCCUAUCUAUGCCACCAUCUUCAUUGCCGCCAUAGGCAUCAGCCUCUUCUCCUACAUGCUUAACCAAGUCGUCGUAACCCUCUGCAUGGUCGAGUCCCCCGUAGCCGCUAUUACCGUUACCCACGAAACCUCCAACGACAAAGAAGACUCCAACGAGAAGGAAACACUCCUCGAAGCCGGUCCGACAAUCACCCUCGUGAACGCGAAGCCCAUCACAGCGUCCAUCCGCGCUACCGUCCGCCACCUUGUCGCACACGCCGGCCGCUGGUCCCGCUUCCGCGGCUUCAAGAUUCAUUGUUUCUACUCGUUCCUGUCUGGCCUGGCUACAACGUUCUUCUCGGGGGCCCUACAGGGCAUGCCCGGUUCAGCUGUUGUUGGCGCUGCCAUUAGCGCUGCCCUUCUCGCCAACGUACACGCCGCGUGGACACACAAGGUUGUCGCUAUGCCCACCGACGGCCUCUUCUGGGGGCGUAUCCCCUCCAAGGCCCACUGGAAGACUCUUGCCGUCCCCGCCGCGCUCAAGGCCGUUAUGCCCUAUGUCAGCAUGUACCUCACAGCUGGCGUAUUCAUGCUGCUUAAGCUCAACAAGCUUGGAUACGAGGGCCAUUCUAUUGAGACUUGUGCAGACAAGAUCGGUCUCAUCGCGAGGGUCCUUGCUGUCAUUGUGUUUGCCAUCACCUGCACACUUUUCCUCUGCCUCCCUGCCAUGGUCACUUUGGUCCGUAUCGAAGCUUCUCUGCUCCCCGAGGACCAGGACACCAUCGUUCCCUUCGAUCGUACCUUUGGCGGAAAGGUCGUUAGCAAGAUCAUGGGUGGAACUGGUGUCGUUGGCUUCCUUGAUGCCUGGAGGAGCUUCAACUGGGAGGCCAGACGCCGCCUUAUCAAGUUGUUCACCAAGAACUUCUUCAUCACGAUUGGCAUGUUCGUUUUUGUGUUGCACGUUGUCGCAAUUGAGGCGUUUGUCUUCAUGGGGGAGGCUGCUGGUGAGAUUUUAGCGCAAGCGCAUAGGGAGAUGGCCGUGUCUAACUAGUUGCGUAGUGCUUGCAAUGGCUGGUAUCCCUUACCUGAUUAUUACUGAACAAUUGUGAAGGGUUGUCAUCGCUUUUGGAUAAGAUUGAUCUUGGGGUUGGGGGCUGGGUUUGGACUUGGAUGAGAUGGUGUCAGUGUCAUGG